AAAAGAGGGUCUAACACAGUCAAAAGAUAGUCCCUUUGCAAAAAGUAGAGUGAGAGUGAGAGUGAGAGAGAGAGAGGGAGAGAAAUAUAGCUUAACACACACUCACUGCAGUCUGCGUACAUGAUAUUCGUGAAUCAAAUGUAUGAAGAUCGAAAUGAUCAUCAUGUCUUGCUUUCCUAAACCCUCCUCUGUUCUUCCCAUCUCCAUCUUCUUCUUAGUUUCUUGUUUCUUCUCUCACCCUUCACUCUCCUUUGUUGCCCGCAAUCCUGAAGUUGUAGCUCUGAUAGCCAUAAAGGACUCUUUGGACGACCCCCAUGGAGCUCUCAACAACUGGGACGAAUUCUCUGUCGACCCCUGCAGCUGGUCUAUGAUCACUUGCAAUUCCGACAAUCUUGUCACCACUUUCGGAGCUCCUAGUCAGAGUUUAUCCGGCUCCUUGUCCUGGAUGAUUGCCAAUCUAACGAACCUCAAACAAGUAUUGCUGCAGAACAACAACAUCUCCGGACACAUUCCCAAGGAAAUUGGCUAUCUCCCAAACCUUCAAACGCUGGACCUUUCCAACAACAAGCUAUCUGGGCAAAUCCCUGUGUCCUUAGGUUUCUUGAAACGUCUACAGUAUUUGAGGUUGAACAAUAAUACCUUGAGUGGGGCUGUUCCUCUGCCUCUAGCCAGUCUCCCUCAACUUACUUUCUUGGAUCUGUCCUUCAACAAUCUCAGUGGACCUGUUCCCACUUUUCCCACCAAGACAUUCAACAUUUUGGGGAAUCCAUUGAUCUGUGGAGUUCACUCGAGUGAGAGAUGUUCAGGGUUGUUCCUGGCUACCCCUCUUUCGCUCUCCAUUAAUUCAUCGUCUGGAAGAAUGAAGUCCCGAAAACUAGCCGUUGCUUUGGGGGUCAGCAUUGCAUCUGUUGCUAUAUUAGUUGCUGCUUUGGGAUUUCUCUUGUGGAGGAAAAGCAAGAAAGACAAUCAGUCCAUUCUAAACGUGACAGACAUUCAGGAAGAGGACCUUGUAAGAUUGGGAAACCUCAGAAGCUUUGUCUUCAAGGAGCUGCAGCAUGCAACAGACAACUUCAGCUCGAAAAACAUACUCGGUAUGGGGGGAUUCGGGAAUGUCUACCUCGGGAAAUUGGGGGACGGGACAAUGGUUGCCGUGAAACGCCUCAAGGAUCUCACCGGCACCACGGGGAUAUCGCAAUUCCGAACAGAGCUAGAAAUGAUCAGCCUAGCUGUGCACCGAAAUUUGCUCCACAUUAUCGGAUACUGCGCCACGCCGAACGAAAGGCUUCUCGUUUAUCCUUACAUGUCUAACGGCAGCGUCGCCUCUAGACUUCGAGGGAAGCCGGCACUGGACUGGAAUACGAGGAAGAGGAUUGCGAUCGGGGCAGCGAGGGGAUUGCUUUAUCUGCACGAGCAAUGCGACCCGAAGAUUAUCCACAGAGAUGUCAAGGCAGCUAAUGUCCUGUUGGACGACUUCUGCGAGGCCGUUGUCGGUGAUUUUGGCCUUGCAAAACUACUCGAUCACGCCGAAUCUCACGUUACGACAGCUGUACGCGGCACCGUUGGGCACAUAGCUCCCGAGUACCUCUCGACUGGCCAGUCGUCCGAGAAAACCGAUGUUUUCGGUUUUGGUAUUCUUCUGCUGGAGCUCGUCACGGGCAUGCGCGCUCUUGAAUUUGGAAAAUCGUUGAAUCAGAAGGGCGCAAUGCUCGAAUGGGUGAAGAAGAUGCAGCAAGAAAAGAGAAUAGAGUUGUUAGUCGACAGGGCGUUGGGGAUAAGUUACGACGGGAUCGAAGUGGGCGAGAUGCUUCAGGUUGCUCUACUUUGUACGCAAUACCUUCCGGCGCACCGGCCGAAGAUGUCUGAGGUUGUCCGGAUGCUCGAGGGCGAUGGACUGGCGGAGAAAUGGGCAGCGUCGCACGACUACAACGACAGCAAGUCGCACGCGGUUGUUGCUCUGGGUAACGAUCACCUGGGGACGGCGGCGGCGAUCGUCGACGACGAUGACUAUGAUGCCCAGUUUAUGGAGCUGUCUGGUCCGAGGUAGAGAGAGCUGUAAGAAGGAAGGAUGGGGAAGGAGUAGGACAAGUGAUGUGAAAUUUGUUGCUGAUAUGUUCAUAGUCGUCGGGGGAGGAAAGCAGCGUUGUAUUGUAUUGUAGUGUGUAUGAAUGUUCAAUAUUCCACUUCCACUUCGAUUUAGUAUUUUGAUUUUGAUUCAUAUAUAUAUAUAUAUAGAUCAACGUAUUGGCAUAUCCUUGUUUUGUUGGAUUGUCUUGUUUAUGUUUAAUUAUGAUAUUAUUGUUAUUUUUUA
Andrographis paniculata is the source of this 2308-nucleotide messenger RNA. Its product is annotated as probable LRR receptor-like serine/threonine-protein kinase At4g30520. The record is from RefSeq and is a predicted model, not a curated record. The transcript is spliced from 11 exons. Gene Ontology annotation, molecular function: ATP binding; protein binding; protein kinase activity. Gene Ontology annotation, biological process: protein phosphorylation. Bases 143 to 2044 code for a protein of 633 amino acids. Lineage: Eukaryota; Viridiplantae; Streptophyta; Magnoliopsida; Lamiales; Acanthaceae.